AUGUUCUGGCAACAGUACCUACUUCCCAUCCUCCAGCGAGGAAGAGAAUGUCGGCAGCCGCUGGACCCACUUCUUUCCAAAGAAGGCUUUGUGGAUCAUUUCCCGAGUAUGUUCCAAGUUUACUUCAAGUUUUUCAUCGAGCACAAAUCUUGCCUGGAUUAUGCCAAAUCCUGCAUGGAAAACAGCGACCUCUUCAAAAUAUUUAUUCAGUGGGCAGAAGCUCAGAAGCAAUGUAACCGCCUGAAGCUGGCCGAUAUCUUGGUUAAGCCUAUGCAGAGACUAUUGAAAUAUUCCUUACUGUUGCAAGCCAUACUCAGACACACAGAAAAUGCCAAAGACAGGACAGAUAUACAAGAAAUGAUUCGGUCGAUUGACAAACUUUGUUGGGCAGCUAACAACAGUCUGAGAAGGCGAGAAGACUACGAGAAACUUGAAGCUGUAAGAAAAACAAUAGAUCCUUUCGAUGCCAUAGAAGCUCCAAAUGAUGAAUGUGCAAAAAUCAUCCAGGAAUACAAUGGUAGCUUUAAUCUGCUGGCUCCAAUGCCUGGAUUCAGGGAUGGGCCUAGAAGUUUGCUGUUUCACUCCAGCCUAAGAAUGAGAGAGGCACAAAAUAUUAAGCUGGACGUUGACUGCCUGCUCUUCACAGAUCUCAUCCUGAUAUGCAAAUCCAAUAGGAAAAUGGAGCGCUUCAAAAUUAUACGACCACCAAUGAGACUGGAUCAGUUGGUGGUUAGCGAGCUGAAGGAUAAGGGAAGUUUUCUCCUGAUUCCUGUAUAUAGGGAUUACAAAAUGAGAAAAAUCCAGGAAAGUGCAGAGUUGGAAAUUCUUCGCAAAGACUCCACUGCAGCUCAGGGUGAGGUCGAAGAGUCUACAGUUUUAUCAGUACCAUCUUACCUUGAACUUGUCUCAACGACUCUCCCUCGUUCAGAGAGUACAGAAUCUGCUGAUCGUUUCAUACCAAACCUUUUAACUCCAAACGACUUAUCUGCAGAUACUGGUCAACCAGAGGCUUCACGAUCCGUUUCUACUGGAGACUUACAAAGUCACUCCAUGACGCUAUCCACACAUAGAGAUUUACCUCAUGCUUAUACUGAUCCAAAACUUGGAACUUUGUUAUCCCCUGAUCUUUCCAGUAUGCAACAGUCAACAAGUGAAAAUAUCCAAAAGAACAGUUAUACUCUUUCUACCAAACACAAGCCAGUGCAGUCAUCUCACUCUGUACCAAACAUCAUGGUUGGCAACAACAGUAAUGGUGCUUCGCCAGGUGCUUCUCCUCCAUCUAAACAAGUAAUUUCCUUAGAAGAUCAAUCAGUCUUCAAGGAAGUAUCACAAGAUGUAGAUCAGUUAUCUGUCUCAACAUCUAGCCAAUCCAAAGAUAUCUUUCAUUCUGCAUCGGAGGGAUCGCUUUCUGAAUACAACAGCAUCAGCGAUGAAGAAGAGCUGGCAAAGCUCAAAUUAAACUCUCGAAGGGUUUCUCGAACUGAGAAACGAUACCAUACUGCGGAUGCUAUACAGGAUAUUAAAAACUCUGAAAAGGAUAACAGUAUACACAAACGGCUUUCAUGGAGAACAGAUGUUGCUAUAGAUCAUAAAAUUCUUGGAUCUAAAGCAGUUAGUACAGAUUCUGUUCGGAGUAUCCCAUCAUCCAGUGGUGUAAGCUCUAUCGGUUCCCUACAUCUAACAGUGGAAUCAGAAAUCAGCGAAGAACAAGAAGGAAACAGUAACGACAGUGAUAAUUAUAGUGGCAGUAGCCCCACCAGGAAUGAUCGCCUAAAACUCUUUUCUGUUGGAGACACAGAAGACAUUGAUGAUAACGACGAAGAUGAUAAUUCAUUUGCAGAUUCAAAACAAUCUAAGUCUAAAUCAACUUCAGAUUUAGCCACAAUGUUCAGUAACUCUCUGCAAGUGAGUCAAAUAGAAGAUGGAAUCGCAUCAGUUGCCAUGACAGCAGAUAGUUUCAGCAGAAAAUUAACCCCUGCAGAAAUAUUGAAGAUGAAAAAGUUAAAGCAUCAGGUUUUAUAUGAUGCUAACAUAGAAUCUUC
This is a messenger RNA of Candidula unifasciata, 2042 nucleotides long. Lineage: Eukaryota; Metazoa; Mollusca; Gastropoda; Stylommatophora; Geomitridae. The record is from the annotation of a GenBank genome assembly.